This is a messenger RNA of Chara braunii, 2316 nucleotides long. The record is from the annotation of a GenBank genome assembly. NCBI's taxonomy places the organism in Eukaryota, Viridiplantae, Streptophyta, Charophyceae, Charales, Characeae.
CUAGCUUGAAAUUCCCCCCCGAAAUACAGCCUUAGCGACUUUGCGCUCGACUGGGGUGAAGAGGGUAGUCCUUGGUUGCCCUUGCUCGAUUCCCACGAAGCUGACUAUUACUACUGUUUCCCCCCAGUAGAACGCACUGUCAUUAUCGCUGCGUCUAACCUGAAAGUUGCCCCCAAAAUACAGCUAUAACGACUGCGCGUCAUCGAGGUGAAAAGAAGGCAGUCCUUGGUGGUUCUCCGUCGAUUCCGAAGAAGCUGAGUGUUGACCGGAUUAUCAUAUGCGUACCACUUCCAGAAGAGACCACCAUAGGUCUUGCUUAUCGUUGGGGCUUGAGAGCAUCAUGAUGACUGUUGUGACGACGGUCAUUAUCGUCUUGUCAGCCACAGCGGCUGAUGUGCUUGGACAGUUGCCUCCUGCCAAUUCUGCCGCUGGUCCUGCACCACCUCCUCUUCCCCCUCCCACUAUGUCGGACUCCAACCGUUCCCCCCCGGCCACCACUACUGGUGCUCUACUGGGGUCCGAUCUGCCGUGCUAUGUGGAACUCCUUCCAGCCUUAUGUCCUUCGAAAGCGGAGGCUACGAAACCCUGCGAUGAGAUGUGCCGGGAUGCUGUGCAGAGGGCUUUGGCUUGUCUGAAUGUGAGUCGGUCCGUAGCUGCAGACGACGCGCGGUCGUUCGGCGAUCAGUACUUCGCUCUCUGCCAAGAUGCGGCAGACAAACUGCCCGAUGCCACCGGAUAUAACUUCAGGGUACCUCCUUACCCCCCUCUGCCGGCCCCAGGAUCCUCGAACGGCAACGACACCCUCGCGAAGGGGUCCUUGAUGGGGGCUGAAGAUACAAGUGCGGCUGAGAACCCCUUGGGUAGCUGCUAUCGCCUCAGACACGCUUUCUCCUGCCAGCUCCUGAUGCUCGUUGUGAUCGGACUUGUAACCUGGUCCAGCCUGACGCCUACGGAUACCGUACGGCAACACCCCCUGGCUGGCAAAUGACAAGCGAAAUGAAAAGUUUAAACACAAGGACUGGUGGGAUAGCAAGGCAGCGAGGGGAGGGAGAAUGGAGGACGGAGGAGGUGAUAUAUCUUGUUGUACCGCUUUGCGAUCCGUACCGGCAGACUGACACAACUGGUACGAGGGCAAGCAGGGGGGAUGGAGAGAGGAGGAGGAGGAGGAGGAGGAGGCGGCAUGGCUUGUUUCCAAGCGGUCACUCUGGCACAUGAGAACAGUUCUCCUAGACAGGCACAUGAGAACAGUUCUCCUACACACAUGGGGGGAUAUGCAUCUACGGCUUGAUGAUCUCCUGCCUCACGACGAUCGGGUCAAACGCGUUGACCGAUUCCUUGAGGGACAACGCAGACUGAGUCGACAGCCUCGACUAAGCAUCGUUCGUUAUCCACGUGAGAUCACGAGGAACAGAAAAAUCAAUGCAUGCACGUAUGCAUGCAUACAUGCAUGUAGGUGUGCAGGCAUGCACCUGUGCACGGAUGCAUGCGCGCCUGCACGUGUGAACACAUGCACACAUGCACGUGUGAACAGAUGCCCACAUGCACACAUGCACGCAUGCAUGCAUUUAUGUACGUGUGCACCCAUGCAUAGCUGCAUGGAUUGAUCGUGAGUGAACGACCUCUCAUCUGUGUCUGAGGUGAGAGGAGGGACGAGGAUGGGUGGAUUUACGGAGGGAUGCAUUGAAUGCACGGAUGGAUGGAUAUAUGGCUGAGGGCCGCGCGGGAAGAAGACGCUUGAACCUCGGUGUGUCUCCGCGGAGGCACAGGACCACGCAGUGUCAAGGCUGAUGUACGGUAGUCAAACCUUGUCCGGAGGAAUCACACUUGGGUCGGAAGACCUAAACCCUGCUCCAGAGAAUGCAAGCUGGGUCCGGAGGACUCAAAACCCUGGUCCUGAGGAAUCAAACUUGGUAUAGAAAAUUCAACAUCCUGGUCCGGAGGUAUCAAACUUGGUCUGGAGAGUGCAAAACCCCUGGUCCGGAGGAAUCGAAGUUGGGCGGGAGGGUUCAAAACCUGGUGCGGAGGAAUCCAACUUCGUAUAUUCCCUCGGGACAUCAGCUAACAAAAGGGGAACGAUACACAAAAUGGAAGAUUAGCAUGGCCCCUGACCAAGGUUGACACACGCAUAAGUCGAGAAGAAAAAAAAAAACUUGGUACGGAUGGUCCAACAACAGUUACUUGGUCCGGAGUACUCGAGCUUGGUGCGGAAGAUUCAAAACUCUGGUCCGCAGGUUCGAAACCUGGUCGGGAGGAACGAAACUUGGUGCGAUGGAUUCAGAACCCUGGGUCGGGGGGGAAUCAAACUUCGGAGGAUUC